Anoplophora glabripennis (Asian longhorned beetle) is the source of this 2519-nucleotide messenger RNA. It is a transcript of the gene SK, whose product is annotated as small conductance calcium-activated potassium channel protein. The transcript has 14 exons. Gene Ontology annotation, biological process: potassium ion transmembrane transport. Gene Ontology annotation, molecular function: calmodulin binding; small conductance calcium-activated potassium channel activity. Bases 102 to 2519 code for a protein of 805 amino acids. Gene Ontology annotation, cellular component: plasma membrane; neuronal cell body; neuron projection. NCBI's taxonomy places the organism in Eukaryota, Metazoa, Arthropoda, Insecta, Coleoptera, Cerambycidae. The record is from RefSeq and is a predicted model, not a curated record.
CGACGGACUCAGUGCCUGACGUGAAGAUGGUCGCUCCAGGGCAUUUCCAAGGGCUUAAGAUGACUGAAGGAUUAAAAACCCGAUAGGCCUAGGGGCUCAGGAUGAGUAGUCAGGAUGAGACUGCAAGCCUACUGGUAGGCCAGCCCUCCUUGACAAGUGCCACCUCACCAGCCAACUGCUCCAAACCGGUGCUGAUGCGUCAAGAAUGCACCACAUUCUUGGUGUCGUCGCAUCAUCCGCAGCUGUCAGUAUUCUCCGACAGCGAAGAGGAUGGUUCCCUGUGUCUCGAAGAGAACAGCACGAGGUCGGUGCCGGAUAUAGAACUACACUGCAGACUAGACGUGAAAGGAUGCAAGCAAAACCUCUCAUCAAAUAUUCCAACGAGGAACAGGAGUUCAUCGAAUGCAUUUCAGCUUGCGCCUUACACGACGCGCGGCAUCCUAGAGCGACGCACCUCUCAAACACCCGCGUCCACCCUGAAGAUAGUCCGUUCAGUGUCGAGAGAGAGCAUCAGGUCCAUUCAUCACUGCACCUGUCCCUGUCUCAACGCACCGGUUUCGUGCAGUUCGUGUCCAGUAGCAACGCCAUCUGUAGUCACAACGUUGCCCGGUUCAAGAAUUAUCCGGCAAAGUUCCCAACCGGAGGCAUCAGCUCCGUGCUGUGGUUCGAACUGCGUGCACGGGGCGGCACCGUCCACCUCCCUCAGACAGCUAAGGGACCACUCGGAUGGCAUCGCUGGGAUCGCCGCCGAUUCCCUUCGUAUCAACGGCGCUAUGCGGAAUUUCCGGCAGGGCUCUGGUUUGCUGUCUUCUUCGCAGACCAUGGCGCAGGCGCGUAGAUCACGGCUCAAGCGCGCUCUUACAGAAGUUACCAGCGACACUGUAUCCUACGUGAAAACGCUCAGAAAGCCAGUGUCAACCCUAUCCAUCCCGGGGGCGGUGAAGAACUCCAGCCGGGACUCUGGGGGCGGCAGGAUGCAACAAGAGGAGCCCGCCAGUAUCGCGCUGGCGGGGCAUGUGGACUACCCCCGAUUCAUGGAGGACCGGGGGAUAGGCACGGGUUACAAAGGACCAUCUUCCGGGAGCCUCAAACACAAGCCCAACGUCGGCUACCGCCUGGGGAGGCGUAAAGCCCUGUUUGAAAAAAGGAAACGAAUUAGUGAUUAUGCCUUAGUUAUGGGGAUGUUCGGGAUUAUCGUUAUGGUUAUAGAAAAUGAACUUUCAAGUGCUGGCGUUUACCGCAAAGACGAAUUUUACUCAAUUGCGCUCAAAACUCUGAUAUCUGUUUCGACUGUGAUUCUCUUAGGCCUCAUUGUGGCCUACCACGCUUUAGAAGUACAGCUGUUCAUGAUAGACAACUGCGCCGACGACUGGCGCAUCGCGAUGACUUGGCAGAGGAUCUGCCAAAUCUCCAUGGAACUCAUAAUAUGUGCAGUGCAUCCAAUCCCGGGACAUUACCUUUUCGUGUGGACGACAAAGCUCGCCAACAAAAACGGCGGGAUCGGGAGAAAGUGUGUUCCGUACGACGUGCCCUUGUCUCUACCCAUGUUCCUCAGGCUUUACCUAAUCUGCAGAGUGAUGUUGUUGCAUAGUAAGUUGUUCACGGACGCUUCGUCGCGGAGCAUAGGUGCGCUCAAUAGGAUAAACUUUAACACGAGGUUCGUUUUAAAAACUUUAAUGACUAUCUGUCCGGGCACGGUACUACUUGUGUUCAUGGUCUCUCUCUGGAUCAUAGCCAGCUGGACGUUAAGGCAGUGCGAAAGGUUCCACGACGAAGAACAUGCGAACCUCCUUAACGCUAUGUGGCUGAUAGCGAUCACCUUUUUGAGCGUAGGCUUUGGUGAUAUCGUUCCCAAUACGUACUGUGGAAGGGGCAUAGCGGUCAGCACUGGUAUUAUGGGAGCUGGUUGUACAGCCUUAUUAGUAGCAGUAGUAUCAAGAAAAUUAGAAUUAACAAGAGCAGAAAAACAUGUACAUAAUUUCAUGAUGGACACGCAGCUAACCAAACGGUUAAAAAAUGCAGCUGCGAACGUCUUACGGGAAACCUGGUUGAUUUACAAACAUACAAGGCUAGUGAAAAGAGUUAACCCAGGUAGAGUUCGAACUCACCAAAGAAAAUUUUUACUUGCUAUAUACGCGUUAAGGAAAGUUAAAAUGGACCAACGUAAAUUAAUGGACAACGCCAAUACUAUUACGGACAUGGCUAAGACCCAAAACACUGUUUAUGAAAUAGUGUCGGACAUGAGCACAAGACAGGACACUCUCGAAGACAGACUAACCACGAUGGAAGAUAAACUGGUAGCACUUCAGGAACAGCUAGACCUAUUACCGGAUUUGAUAGCUACCAGGAUACAGUCACAGGUUGAGAAGAUAGAGCAGAGGCGCAACUUUUUGCACCCGGAGUCAGCAGCGGGCCUCCAGCAGGCCCGUAGCGUGCCUCCCGGCUGUCCAUGGCCUGGUCCGGCUGCUUUGCCGCCCCUAGGGAAGUCGACGUUACCUUCUACGGCAGGACAAAGCUGA